Macrobrachium nipponense is the source of this 1075-nucleotide messenger RNA. Its product is annotated as leucine-rich repeat-containing protein 57-like. Lineage: Eukaryota; Metazoa; Arthropoda; Malacostraca; Decapoda; Palaemonidae. Gene Ontology annotation, molecular function: protein binding. The transcript has 6 exons. The record is from RefSeq and is a predicted model, not a curated record. The coding region runs from base 144 to 866 and encodes 240 amino acids.
AUGGCGGCGUUUGUUUUCUCUGGAGGUUCUGAGACGAGAUUCCUCAUUCCUAGCACGACUCCUCUUCUGUCAAAUAGCUGUCAACAAGAGGUCCCCAGGCCGCUCCUCUCCCCUGUAGUUUGACCUGUAACAGCUGUCGGAAAAUGGGCCAGACUUCGUCGAGUGGCGUUAAGGCGCACAUGGAGACGGCCCAGAAGACGGGCGCCCUUGUGCUGUCCAAUAGGAAGCUGGCGGAGGUACCAGACUUGUCUGCAGUCAUAAAAGUUUUACGGACCUUAGAUUUGUCUGCAAACAAGCUCCCAGCUUUACCACCUUCUGUAUGUGAGCUUUCAAACCUAAAGCAUCUUAAUGUGAAUGGGAAUAAAAUAAACUACCUCCCAGAUGAUCUGGGAAGACUAACAAGAUUGGAGUCAUUGUCUGUAGGGUCCAACCUUAUCACAUCCUUGCCAGACUCUCUUUCUGGUCUCAAACACUUGAAGUCAAUUACAGUCAGUGAUAACCAGUUGACUGAGUUCCCUUUGUGUUUGUGUGGUCUUCCUCAACUUGAUGCUGUGGAUCUCAGUGGGAAUCAAAUUACUUGUAUCCCUGAAGGCAUUGAGGGUCUACAGGCAGUUGAAGUUAAUUUGAAUAUGAAUCAGGUAUCUGAAGUGGCGUCUGCAAUUGCUUCGUGUCCACGCUUGAAGACUCUUCGUCUGGAGGAGAAUUGUUUGUCACUUGCAGGCAUUCCCACGGAGUUGCUCACCGAUUCACAAGUGUCACUGAUGUGCCUUGAAGGAAACCUCUUCCAAAUGAAGGAAUUGGAAGAAGUUGAUGGCUAUGGAAAGUACAUGGAAAGGUAUACAGCAGUGAAGAAGAAGAUGUUUUAACUUUCCAAAAGUGGCCAUGUAUUAUGUUAAUGAAUUCGAAAGUUCAGACUACCAUCUGCCAAAGGAUUUGUAGCUUUUAAAAAAAAGAUUAACACUGUUAUUUUUAUACUGGUGGUAAAAGUGGAUGAUAGUAAAUACAGUGGUAAGUGAUACAUUAUGUAUUUGCUAAUAUUUUUUGUUUUUUUGUUUUAAAUGAGAUUCAUUUAGUA